Molecule: messenger RNA, 1545 nt
Organism: Didymosphaeria variabile
Lineage: Eukaryota; Fungi; Ascomycota; Dothideomycetes; Pleosporales; Didymosphaeriaceae
Exons: 2
Coding region: 1-1545 (514 amino acids)
Source: RefSeq, a predicted model, not a curated record
AUGUUCAAGAACGAGAGUAACGUAGUCAUGAACAAGGCACAAAAGAGAUAUGAGGUGCUUUCAAAGAAGAAGAAGGAAAAGAAGUUGACCUCCAAAACACUUCCGGUGCGGGUUUCAUCCGAAAACUCUCCAAGCGAUUCUUCAUCAUCUUCGGAAUCACUACGAGCCAUUGCGACGGUGUCACGAUCAGGAAGUCCUGGAAGGUCCAUGAACCCCUCGAUCGAACACCAAGCGCUUGCUUUCUUUGCCGCCAACAACUUAUUGCAACCAGCUGUCGCUGGGCGAAGCAACUACCAAUGGCUCUUUCAGAUGCUGAGUGGACCAGAGAUUGAUGCGUCUCUGCAAAGCAGCGCGCAUGCUGCGAGCCUAGCAACACUUGCUACAGCAAACAAGUCACAGUCGCUGAUGAAUAAAGCUCAGGAGCAUUAUGCGCGUGCGCUGGCAUUGACUAAUGAAGCAUUGGGCGACUCAGUCAAGGUCUACGAAGACAGCACACUGGUGUCGGUUAUUCUCCUCGGAGUGUAUGAGAACUUCGUUUUCGAAAAGCACUCGUUGCGGGCAUGGAUGCAGCACCUUAAAGGCGCAGAAACUCUUUUCGCACUCCGUGGCGAAACCCAGUUCAGGAACGACCUCGCCAGGCAAAUCUUCGUGCAAUUCUACAGGCUCACUAUGACCAAAGGCGUUGAGCUUGGGACGCCUAUACCGAAAAAGAUUGCACGAUUGUAUAAAUUUCUAACUUCUCUGAAUGACUACACCAUGCACGGGGUGGAACACCAGGUUGAGGUAUUGGAGAAGGCAAUUGCGCUCAUGCAAGAUGAAGACGGCGAUCCCGUGUCCAGAGUGGCCGAUGUGUUGAAACUUGACGCUGAACUGGACCUCAUUAAGUUCAUGCUUCAGACUCUAUGGAGAUAUGAGACUGUGCAGUUGAAAAUGCCCGCAGAAAACGUCUUUGGAAACUUUUACCACAUCUACACGAAUCCUUGGGUCAUCAACAUGUGGAACAUCCUCAGAACAUGCCGAAUACGUCUCUUCAAGUUUGUGCGCACCCAGGUCAACAAGGGUCUGCAGUCUUCUCCCCCGCUCUUUUCAUACGAAGAGGCAUGUGCUCAUAUCAGCAAGUGCAAAGAUGUAAUCAGUUCACAGAUGCUGGAUAUAUGCGCAUCAACGCCUCAGCUCACGGGGCAGGUCGCUUUCCCGCACCAAGUCAAGCAAGAUCUCGACCUACUCAGAAAAGGCAUUGAGGCAGUAAACCUGCGCAAUAGAAUGUUUACAAUACAUCCUCAAGGAACCUUUUUGGAGCCUUUCAAAUCGACCGGACUGGACCAUCUGAUCGGGCCACUUUAUGAGAUUGGACGAAGUGAAUAUGGUCCACGACUGACACGAUGGGCUGUCGAUCAGCUCUACUUCAUGGCUCGAACAAUUGGGACAAGGCAAGCGAUAAUGCUAGCGGAGGAGCUGGAAGGGAAGCUGAAGGAUGAAUCUAAUUUCAUGGUCUGGAAUGAUCCCUGUCCGACAUCCGCGCAGCUGGCCGCGCUAGCGAAGUAA